Molecule: messenger RNA, 820 nt
Organism: Aedes albopictus (Asian tiger mosquito)
Lineage: Eukaryota; Metazoa; Arthropoda; Insecta; Diptera; Culicidae
Exons: 4
Coding region: 375-608 (77 amino acids)
Source: RefSeq, a predicted model, not a curated record
ACAACAAUCACGCACGCUGGCACUGUUGGUGUGCUUUCGGAGAGUCGGCUAAAGCUGAAUAUCUUCGGCGCGCUCAACUUUGAGUCUCCCAAAUCAACACUUCUACUGAUUGCCAUAGCCGAAACCAGUCUCAAGUCGGAAUUCAUACGAGAUACAUCAGCUGGUGCUGUUGCUGGAAACGACGUUAGCGUCCAUCGGUGGUGUGUGGCAACGCGUGGUAUUCGCUCAAAAGUUCAGUGGACAUCUAGUCGUCGGGCGUGUGACACCUGCAGAAUCCGAAGGAAGGGGUUUGGCGUUGUGCAAAAGAACAACUGGUCUUUGAAGGUUUUCGUCUAAGGAUUGAUCAAGAUCGUUCAGCUUCUACACGUUCAACCAUGGGCCGAAUUGGUGCAAUCUGCCUAGCCAUCUUUGCAGUAUUACUUUCACUCAUAACGCAAGUAGUGGAAUCCACCGUUCAACCUAAGGCACCAAAUUUCCAGUAUUUUGAAAGGCCCAAAUACCGAUACCCGUACUAUGAUGAACAAGGCCGCGGAAAACUGCUCUACGGCUACGGAGGUCCCGAUCUUUACCAAUACAAGAGCUACUCCCCACUGGACGGAAUUCAUUGACAUCCGCAAUGAAAUUAGGCUUAGUCAAUUAGUCAACUUUAAGAAGCUUUGUACAUAAGAAAAUGAAUAGUUAGUUUUACGCGAGACGAUGAUUCCUUUAUCGUUUUUCAGUGGCCGGAGCGCAGCAAUUUUGAAAGACUUACUUUAAAUGCAGUUGAUUUGUACCCAGUAACUAAACAUAUUAAUAAAAAAGAAAAUGAAUAAAUCUUUUA